ACUUGUAUUAUCCACGGCAGUACGCGCGGCCGCGACCGAUUUUAGAAUUUAGUUUAGCAUUCAGUUUCGGUCCGACACGCGGUUGGCGCGUACAUGUGCGGUGCGCCCUCUGAUUGACAUUGGCUGAAACUCGCACAAAACUCACUGUAAUGUGCAUUUAAUGAAUUGUUAUUUUAUGAAUCAAAAUGUGUCGAAUGCUGUGUUUAAUCGCCUUCCUCCCGGUAGCGCUGGGCCUAGCUAAUUCUUGGGAUAUCGCAGUGACCACAGGGGACCAAAUAGAGUUUUAUUCUAACAAAUCGAAAACUAGCUUCGAAUCUAGUAAGUUUAAGGAGCUAACGGCUUUGGCGUAUGAUGCAGUCCACAAUAUGCUCUUAUUCGUCGACAAACAGAACGAUAACGCUUCGAUAUUCAGCUUCAACCUCAUGACAAAGAAGUACCAGCCUUUGGUCGGAAGAAGGUCGAAUGAGAACAUCCAGGGUGUAGCCUUCGACCCGGUUACCAAUAAGAUGUUCUGGACUGAUACGAACGAGAGAAGCAUUUACUGGAUCUCGCUCUGGCCGCGGUCGAAGGACAAUAUUUAUGGGAAUCUACUGCUAAAGAUGAAAGAUGAGAUUCCUAGAGAUAUAGCUAUAGAUAGCUGUAGAGGCUACAUCUACUGGACGAAUACCAACAUUAAGAAGGCGACCAUAGAACGAGCGAGGUUGGACGGCACAGAGAGAACAGUUAUCAUCGACUCUGACAUCUACAUGCCAGUCAGCAUCACAGUGGACCAGCACUCCAGGAAACUCUACUGGGCUGAUGAUAAGGAAGGCAUCCACUUCACCAUAGAAACCUCUAACCUCGAUGGAAGCGGGCGAAAGACUCUUCUAGCGGGUACGCAGCACCAGCCUAAUUCCAUAACCGUGUCAAAAGAUUCCAUAUAUUGGGUAGACUGGGGCUACAAGCAGGUUUGGAUACUGCCGAAAAAUGCCACUCCCAAUUCAGAACCAGAGGAAUUCUUGAGCUUCAAUGAGGAGAGGACUUUUGGUAUAGUAGCAAAUUACAAUAUCGCUGACCAAACCAAUGGGAUAAAAGAAUGCAAGAACUUGGCCACUUUAUCUCAGACUAAAACCGUUAUAAAUGAUACUACGCCUAUUCUAGAGGAUUUAGGACUAUUCUGUCUGCAUGGGAAGAAGACUGAUAUUUACACUUGUCAGUGUUCUACCGGGUAUACUGGCAAACGGUGUGAGACAUCUGUAUGCCAUAACUACUGUUUGCGAGGAGAAUGUAGCGUGCUUCCGUCUGGAUUCCCUACUUGCAAAUGCCCCGCCGGUUUUGUCGGAGAGCGUUGUGAGGUUAACCCGUGUGAUAACCACUGUGUACAUGGGACAUGCUCGGUCAGCGGGGUCGAUGCGACCUGUACUUGUGAGAAGGGUUAUACGGGCGUGAGAUGUGAGAAGGUCAUUCAGGCACCAGUGGAGAAAAAUUGCACAACCGAAACCACAUCACCCACCACAAAGGUGGUGAAGUCAAACGACUCCACUCUGAGUCAGCUGAGGGUCGAUGAUGAUGAGGUGUAUUUGGAUGGCUGUGGCGGCUGGGACCCUGUCAGGGAUCCCAUCCUGAUGGUCCUUGGGAUUGUAUGUGGGCUACUCACGCUGGCCUGCGCUGUGCUCAUCACCAAGAUAUUGCAUUUGAGGAGGAGGCCAAGGAUCAAGAAGCGAAUAAUCGUGAACAAGAACGUGACACCGCUGACGGCGCGGCCGGACCAGUGCGAGAUCACCAUAGAGAACUGCUGCAACAUGAACAUCUGUGAGACGCCAUGUUUCGAACCAAGAAACAAUAUAAGACCAACGCUCCUAGACGCGAAGCCAGGGAAAGAAGAGAAGAGAAAUCUUAUAGCCAACAUGGAGGGAGACGAUUACUAGCAUAUCCACACACCGAGGGCAGGUUGACUGUAUUUACUUAUAAAGGCUGAAAAACAAUAACACCAACUUAACACACGUAAAGAGUCAACUUUCCACAAAUACUAUAGAGUAUAGUCCGUUCCUUAAUUAGUCAAAAUUAAAACACACGACAUCUAUUUUGGGUAAAGGUUUGUAAACCUUCACCAAUUUUUUUGGUUCAAUAAUUAUUAUAAGUCGACGGAGCCCCGCUACUCGGGG
This is a messenger RNA of Aricia agestis (brown argus), 2144 nucleotides long. It is a transcript of the gene cue, whose product is annotated as protein cueball. NCBI's taxonomy places the organism in Eukaryota, Metazoa, Arthropoda, Insecta, Lepidoptera, Lycaenidae. The transcript has 7 exons. The record is from RefSeq and is a predicted model, not a curated record. Bases 186 to 1907 code for a protein of 573 amino acids.